Molecule: messenger RNA, 5552 nt
Organism: Hippocampus zosterae (dwarf seahorse)
Lineage: Eukaryota; Metazoa; Chordata; Actinopteri; Syngnathiformes; Syngnathidae
Gene: rnf144aa
Product: ring finger protein 144aa
Exons: 9
Coding region: 517-1404 (295 amino acids)
Biological process (GO): positive regulation of proteasomal ubiquitin-dependent protein catabolic process; ubiquitin-dependent protein catabolic process; protein polyubiquitination
Cellular component (GO): Golgi apparatus; ubiquitin ligase complex; cytoplasm
Molecular function (GO): ubiquitin conjugating enzyme binding; zinc ion binding; ubiquitin protein ligase activity
Source: RefSeq, a predicted model, not a curated record
CCAAGGGUUUGUUCUAAGCGUCCUCUCAGCAAGCAGCAAACAGGAAACCUCUUCUGCACACCGACUAUGGCGUCCCAGCAGUGGGCACAUUUCCUAUUGAGGUUGGCAGUAGCAAGCGACGGUUAGAGGUAAAAGCACCGUCUCCUAUCUCCGUUUCUUCCUUCGUUUUUUUUUAAAGCACUAGGUCGGACGUUUGCAUGUUGCAGACAUUGGCGAACAUUGCGCACACUUGACGGAACCGAGAGACGAACGCUGCCACUGCCGCCGUUGUUGUUUUUAACAAACAACCUGACUCUCAAGAAAAUCACUAUUAACAGGCAUCGACCGUGGAUGGGCAUCAGCCCGCCUGAAAUAACCCCACAAACCCCCAUCUUACUCGGUUGGCUGGACGUCUUUUUCCCCCCUUCGAAAUCCAAUUGAGGAGAUCAUCUCCACGUCCCCCUGCUCCUCCGCCUGUUGAGAUUUCACACCAUCACGACGGCGUCAUCCCAGGGAGCCAGCUCUGUGGCGGCGAAGAUGACCGCGUCACGGUACCGUCCCACAUGGGAGCUGGCCGUGGACCCCCUGGUCUCAUGUAAACUGUGCCUUGGAGAGUUCCCCGUGGAGCAAAUGACCACCAUCACACAGUGCCAAUGUAUCUUCUGUACACUGUGCCUGAAGCAGUAUGUGGAACUAUUGAUCAAAGAAGGCCUUGAAACUGCAAUUAGCUGUCCAGACUCAGCCUGUCCAAAAAGAGGGCACUUGCAGGAAAAUGAGAUUGAGUGCAUGGUGGCCACGGAGAUGAUGCAGAGAUACAAGAAGCUUCAAUUUGAAAGAGAGGUGCUGUUGGACCCUUGUAGGACGUGGUGCCCGUCCUCGACCUGCCAGGCUGUGUGCCAACUGAAGGAGGCCGAUUCACCGGCACAGCCCCAGUUGGUCCAGUGUGCCGUUUGCACGCUUGAAUUCUGUUCGACCUGCAAAGCCAACUGGCACCCUGGUCAGGCCUGCUUGGAGAAGAAUCUUCCCAUUACCGCUUUCCUGCCAGGGGAGAACAGCUCUUUCUAUAAGAACAACGAGGACAACGCCCCCAUCAAACGCUGUCCGAAAUGCAAAGUGUACAUCGAACGGGAUGAGGGCUGUGCACAGAUGAUGUGCAAGAACUGCAAGCACGCCUUCUGCUGGUACUGUCUGGAAUCCCUUGAUGACGACUUCCUCCUGAUCCACUAUGACAAAGGGCCUUGUCGAAACAAACUGGGCCACUCCAGGGCGUCUGUUAUCUGGCACAGAACACAGGUGGUUGGAAUCUUUGCUGGGUUUGGCUUACUCCUGCUGGUCGCCUCCCCCUUCCUCCUCCUGGCCACGCCCAUCGUCCUGUGCUGCAAGUGCAAGUGCAGUAAAGGCGACGACGACCCUUUGCCCACCUAAACGCCACCACCAAGAGCCGUUCAUGUGGAAAGCCGCUCAAAGGAUGGCCCGUGUUCAUUUUGAUUCCCCCAGCCCCAUCUACCCUUCUUGUCACACUGUUCUUCUUCUCCUCAUACCAGCUUUGAGUGCAUCAUUUUUUGGGGCUGUGCCUGCACGAAGCCCAGGCUGCUAAGCGAGUUGACAGUGUUGCCCUGAAGAGAGGAGUGCAAGGUCAAAGACCCCACACGGGUCAGACUCGUCAUAAAUUGGUGGUUUGGGGCAGCAAGUCUGCGCCGCUUUAAGUGCUUUUGUUGUCAGUGGAAUAUCACAAACAUUAUGAGAGUGUUUCUCUUGUAUGGACAGUGAACUGCUCUUGUCUUAUUGUACUCAACCCCAUCCCUCGCUCCUCCCACCACAUCACCCGAUGUAUCUCUACAGGUUCAGACCAGUAGCAUUUGAGGCGCACCACGCAUGUUCGGUGUUCACUCAAUUUGCACACAUGAACAUGAUUUGUUUGUCGUGUUGAUGGUUGAGGUAGAGACUACUUCGCUCAGAUCUGUACAGUGCGUCCCUUCGGAUGAUGUCAUUGUUUUAUAACCUUGCGCUUUUAAUAGAACUGAGUCGUGUCUACUAUACGUACUGUCUUGUACUUUGAACAACCUUGAAAGGGGGUUGCCGCUUCUCUGUGCACACACAUCAUGUUAGAGUGGCACUCCCCUUUUUUCAAAUUCCGUGCUGACUCACUGAAAAGCCAAUCAGCGGACUUUCUUUUUUAAAAUCUGUUUUCUCUCGAAGAGCUGUCUCUCCUUUAAUACACCAACUCCCCAAGUGGUGGUCGAGCCAAAACCGAAGCGGAUAGCCUUAGGAUUGACAAUAGCCAAAAGCAGCCAUUUCCCCCUCGUGUGGUAAAUCCAAAUAUAUAAUCCCAGGGAAAAUGUGUACAAAGACCUUUCAGAGUGUCUGUCAAAAAAAUCGGUGUUCUGAUGAUUCUAUGAUGUCAUUCACGUCUCACUCUGUUAAUAGCCAUAAUUGUUGCGGUUAGGGGUGGGGGGUGAGCAAGAACUUUUAUUCCUUAAAUCUUCACAUCCAUUCAACCAUCACAGCACCCAAUCAGAUCUCCCGCUCAUGGACAUUUAAUAUUCCAAAUUGCAAACUUGCAUAUAUGUUAGUGGUCCGAAUGUUAAUGUUUUUUUGUCUUGUUGGUAGUUUUGACCUCCAGCAACAAGCAGCUACUCCCCUAAGGGGAGCAACAGAACAGCCUGUACAGUUGAUAGAAACGAAUGUUCCAUUUUAGGGCACCUUACUAUAAAGCUGCUCUGCGAUAUCACUUUAUCUAUGCAAGUUUGUACAUUCCUCCUCAUUUUUAAUCGUCAUUGAUUGACCACCAACAACAAGUACAGUACUCUUACACAAGAACGCUGCAGAAUGUCACCAUACGUUUUGAACAUCAUUCAUUCAUUUACUUGGAAUAAAUUUGAAAUACCGUAUUUCCUCCUCUUUUCCCCUUCAGGAGAGAAAAAGAAAAGAAAUUAAAAAGAUGUGCGGCUAUUUAGUAACGUGGCAGGCAGCACACCACAAACUGCCUCCAGAGCAGAAAUGCGAUAUGUAAUGGUGGAGUGUAAUAGUUUAACCUUUCAGCCUUCACCGAAAGCAAAUUUUCAUGGGUGGGGAAAUACGGUAUGGCUGUUUUGUAUCAGCUUUUCUAUGCUGUAGUUGAAUUUAUCAUACAUCAGUUUCGAUGAGUUUAGUUUGCCACAUUAUUGUAAUCCCAGCAAAGUGAACUGGCCCAUUGGUACGUUGUUGAUUUUAAAGUUUGGUUGAUUGAACAUCCUUUUCACAACGUAGUAUCUUGUGAGCCAACUCUCACAUGAUCAUCUACAAACUUUCAGGAAUCUGUGCAUGCAAACUUGAGAACCCAGAACUUUGGAUAACGCCCUAUCCAUUUUUUUCAAAGGUAAUGCAGAUCAUGUCAAAGUAGCGAAAGUCCAAGGUAAGAUCACCCACCCCGUGCCCCAAAAAAAGUUAUAUGUACUUCAUAUUUUUGUGUAGUAUGGUUGAUAUUGAAAAUAUUGAGGAAUGUAUUUUCCACACUGUAAGGCACUUCGGAGUAUAAGGCGCACCCUUCAACGAAUGGCCUGUUUUAAAACUGUUUUCAAAUACAGGGCCAACCGCAUUUUCAGGUGUAUAGAAUAGAAGCUACAAUCGUGGCUGCGGUUGUGAUAUGCAUCCAUUAGAUGAGCCAAGCUAAAGGCAAUGCAAUACAAUACUGCUUUAUUUAUAUAGAGUGCUCGCCGCUGUAGCUGUCACAAUGCAUUUUACAGAACAUUUAAAAUACUACGUCCAUGAAAUCAGAAUAUUGAUCCAUAUAUAAGGCACAUCGGAUAAUGAGGCGAACUGUCGGCUUUUGAGAAAAUUGAAUGCUUUUAGGUGCGCCUUAUAGUGUGGAAAAUACGGCAAAUGCUAAAAUAUUUUGGGUGUUCGAACUACACCCUAAAAAUAAAUAUACAGUAUGAUUUAAUAUAAAACAUUGACGUCACCUGAGUAAAUAGCAUUUAUUUUGCAAAAAAAUAUAUAUCUCCAUAAUAAUGGAAAAGAGAAACAUUGAAGUGCACCAAGUUGUCAAGGAGUUGAGCGAGUUAAGCGAUACUGCUCAGGGCAAAACUCUACUGAUUUGGAAUUAUGUAAGAUACAGUAAUUGUGAUCACUUUGCUGGGAUGGCAUGUACACACACUAUUGUCCCGCCUAAAUGUCAUCUCUGGUUUUACAAUUGUUGCUAACUUACUCCGAGAUUCCCACUGUUGCAUUACAAUAAUGCACUAGUAUUAACCAUCAUUCUGGUGGAGUUCAUGUAGCAUCGAGUACAAAAUGUGUCUAAGGUUACAUUAACAAGCAAAAAAACAAAACAAAAAAACAGGUCACAUGUUCGAUAACAGUAGCUAUUUUAAGCUCGAAAGUAGCUCAAACAUCUGCAGCUCCCUUUUGUCCUCACAGAUGGAUCGUUCGUCGCCUUAAGUUCGUGUAGCACUUUUAACUACCGUGUAUGUAACAUAUUUGGUAAAACAUUUUUCAGCCGUCAAGUUGUGGUUCGUCCCCCUGAAAGAGAUUUGAUUCUGGAACUUUUGUUUUUUUUGUUUUUGUUAUUUUCAUGACAAUCGUGCCAAGCAGAUUUGCUAUAAAGAAGGGCGAAGUUGUCUACUGUAUGUGCGUUUUGACUCUGUAUUUGUAAUGUAAUACCAAUUUUUACAGGGUGGAAAUAUUCUCAUGCUUCUUUAAUGUGAGCGCUGCACUGUAUUGGGGUUUAGUUGUUCAUAUGGAGGUGUCAUUUGUGUUCUUCUGGUGCCUGGUGUGUUUGACGGCGAUAGCUUUCUAAAAGAUAAUUUGCUUGUAGGUUGUUUUUUUUCUCUUUUUUGUACGUAUCAGGGUUGGCGAAAAUUAAAAAAUACAUUUUGGAUUAUUUCAAUACAAGAAAUACGUGUCACAUUUUCAAGUUGAGCAGGCAUCAAUGGCGUCAAAUAAAAUCCUGGCCAUUUCCAGAGACAUUGUUUAUUGUUCAUUGCUAAAUUUGUAUACUUUUCCGUUUGCUUGCACAAUUACCCAAUUGAAUAUGCAACAAAAACUAAAAAGGGCCAAACUCCCCAGUAACAUUGCAUUUUGCCAAUCAGGAAUUCUAUCACGCAUACUACUGAUUAGACAUCAGCACAGAUAUUAAGGGCUUGCUUCUUAAAUGUUUUGAAUGGAGAGCAAAUGUAAUGAGCGUUUUAGGCCCUCACAAUUUAUAUUUGAAUGUUGUGUCAAAGGGUAAAGCUGCAUGAUUUUUUCUCUCGAACUUUUAAUUAAUAAAGCAAUGUUUUAGCGUCUAUCGAUCAUGUUUUCCAAGAAGAAAAAAACUGCCAUAUUGUGUGCAUUUUGGGGGUGGCCUACAUCUCUCCCCUACUUCGGCCCGGCCUGUCUUACAGUUUUGGGGUUUUUUUGUUUUUGUUUUUGUUUUUUUAAUACGCAAGUGACUCGCAUCAUAGUUGCAUUCUGUGUUUGCAUAGUUUGGUUGGAAAAUGACAGCUGAUCUGGUUGCGAGCAAAAAUUACAUUUGUAUUAGUUCUGUGAGACAGGUUCAGUAUAUCUACAGUUCCACUAACACUGUGAUACCAGAUAUUAAAUGUUGUUUUUUGUGA